UGAACCGCACAAUUAUCCUCCUCUUACAAAUUUCCAAUUGCCAAUUUGGACCUGAUUAAAAUUACAAAGACUAGAGAUUUCCAGUCCCUUCCAAAAUUUAAAAACCACUCACUUAUCAUUCUUCGUAGACUUCUCUUUUUCCAUUUCCCUCAUAUUCACUUCCGUUAUCUUCUUUUCAUCCAUACAUGGCAGUGGUGUGCCUCCCGCUCUUAUCCUACCGACAACCUACUACUUAAAAUGCGCACCCUCCUCACUCUGAGGCCACCACCACCGCCAUCUGUGCUCCUUCCAUGCCUCUCUUCCUUAUCCCCACCUCCUUCUUUCCUCUUCAGCUUCAGACCCAGCAAGCGUUUUCACUUCCUCAGCCCAUGUUCUUCUCUCAAACAGUCCAAGAAGAAGUCUCUCCAGAAGACCAGGCCUCCCAAUGCUCCUCCUCCUCAGAGCCAGCGCUGGUUCUUCAAUAACCCAAAGGGUGACGAAGGUGGUGAAAUUGAAAAGACUGAUGAGGCUGACAGUGCCUUCGGCGGUGACACUGCGCUUAAAGGUACUGUUUUGGCCGGUAUUUUCUUGAUUGGUAUUGUUGGUGGGUUUGCCGGUGUUGGGUAUUUGUACAAGGACCAGAUCAACGCCUUCUUGAAUCAGUUUUCCACUUUCAUUGAAGGUUAUGGUCCAGCUGGAUAUGCUUUGUUUGUAGCAGUUUAUGCAGGACUGGAAAUCCUUGCGAUUCCAGCUGUUCCAUUGACCAUGUCAGCUGGUCUUCUUUUUGGCACAGUUACUGGCUCUAUUCUAGUCUCCAUAAGCGGAACAGUGGCUGCUAGUGUUGCUUUUCUCAUUGCUAGAUAUUUUGCUCGUGAGCGCAUUCUUAAAAUGGUUGAGGGAAACAAAAAAUUUCUUGCAAUUGAUAAGGCUAUUGGAGAAAACGGAUUUAGAGUUGUCACUCUCCUUCGCUUGAGCCCUUUGCUUCCUUUUUCUUUGGGGAACUAUUUAUACGGAUUGACAUCUGUAAAGUUUGUUCCAUACGUGUUGGGAAGUUGGCUGGGGAUGCUUCCUGGAACAUGGGCUUAUGUGAGCGCUGGUGCAUUUGGGCGAGCCAUAAUUCAAGAAGAAUCUGAGCUUGGUUUACCUGGAGGAAAUGGUCAGCUACUGACACUAGGGUUUGGACUGUUAGCCACAGCAUUGGCUGCUGCUUAUGUUACACGAUUAGCGAAGGAUGCUGUAAAAGAUAUCGAUUAGCCUAUUCGGAUUAGGAGAAGUGUCUCAGUCUGCCCAUGAAUUCUACACAAGAUAUUUCAAACUUUAAAAAAGAUCCAAAAAAUAAAAAAAAGAGAGGGAAAAAAAAUAUUUCACUUCCUGUAAUUAUUUAACUUUUUGGCAAAAUUGAAUAGGAAAUGUUUUGAUUUUUGUUCUUAUUAUUAAUCUUAAAUUGUAUAAUUAAUCCGUGAUAAUAAUAUGCUAGUCACUGUUCCGGGCUUGA
This is a messenger RNA of Prunus dulcis (almond), 1474 nucleotides long. Its product is annotated as TVP38/TMEM64 family membrane protein slr0305. Bases 238 to 1233 code for a protein of 331 amino acids. Lineage: Eukaryota; Viridiplantae; Streptophyta; Magnoliopsida; Rosales; Rosaceae. The transcript is spliced from 7 exons. The record is from RefSeq and is a predicted model, not a curated record.